Osmerus eperlanus (European smelt) is the source of this 1435-nucleotide messenger RNA. RefSeq names its product CMRF35-like molecule 1. Gene Ontology annotation, cellular component: plasma membrane. Bases 95 to 1354 code for a protein of 419 amino acids. The transcript has 5 exons. Gene Ontology annotation, molecular function: transmembrane signaling receptor activity. Lineage: Eukaryota; Metazoa; Chordata; Actinopteri; Osmeriformes; Osmeridae. The record is from RefSeq and is a predicted model, not a curated record.
ACUCCAGCUGGACAGACUGCUUGUUGUUGAGAGGGUUUAGAUGACAGUAACUAGCAACUACUGACUAGUGGGUUGGAGUAACUAACUAGUCAGUAUGAAAACCCACCUGGUUGUGUCCUGCUGUCUGCUCUGUGCUGUGUGUGUGGAGGUGUCAGCAGGGAUCCAGGCGUCUGGGGAGGAAGGAGGAGAGGUUGUGAUCAGGUGCACUAUGGACAAUGCACGGCUGUCCAUCACAGAUAAUGAUAAGUACUUCUGUAAGGGUGAAUGUUUCUUCAACAGUGACAUUCUAGUGCAAACUGAGGGGGGGAAGAACUAUGCACAGAAAGGAAGAUAUGAGAUCGAUGACCGUAGAGAUGGUACCUUCACUGUGACCAUCUCUCGACUGCAGAACUCAGACUCAGGGAGGUACCAGUGUGGAGUGAGUAGAACCGGACCAGAUGUACUCCAGGAGGUGAAUCUGACAGUGAGGAAGGCUACACCUAGACCCUCCACUGUGAAGCCCAGACCUGUAACACCGUCAUCUAACCUUCCUACACCGUCAUCUAACCUUCCUACAACAUCAUCUAACCUUCCUACAACGUCCUCUAACCUCCCUGCAACAUCUCCUAACCUCCCUACCACGUCUCUGACCACUGAGGCUAAUACAUCAUCUGAAUGGGGUAUGUUGGUGGUGUAUGCCGUUGUGGGCCUGGUCGUCACGAUGACUGUGUUGGCCCUGGCCCUGCUGGUGUUCUACAGGAAGUGGAGAGCAGGAAACAGGAAGUCACCAGAGCUCUCCUACUGCCUGGCCCUUGACAACCAUGCUGCAGGACAGGGUGACUGUCUCCAGGGUGACUGUGUGUACGAUGAGAUCAGAGAGCAGGACAGACAGACAGACUCUCUCCCUGCUGGUGCCUCUAGUGUCGCCUCUCCCUCAGCGAGGCCUGCUAGCUGCUCUGCUAGCUGCUCUGCUAGCUGCUCUGCUAACUGCUCUGCUAGCUGCUCUGCUAGCAUCCUCAAUGACUUGUAUGAAAACGUUAGCUUCGCUAAAGAAUCAAGCUACUCUACUGUGAUCUUCCCCAAAGACGCUAUCAAUCCCAACUGCUCCACUGUGGGUAUCUCCCCGGAUGGUUCUGCCACUGUCAUCUACUCCACUGUGACACACAGAGAUUCUAGAAUCCUCCCAGCCCCUCCCACUGUGACCUCAGCAAACGGAACUCCAGAAGAUCUGGUGUAUUCUAUGGCCCAGCGACCCGAAGAUGCUGCAGAACCUGCAAGAUUCUCCACUCCUGACCAGAGCCAAGAUUCUCCAGAGGAAGAUCUCGUCUACUCCAUGGCCCAGUUACGUGAAGACCUGCAGCCCUCCUCGGGGUAGGGUGACUGAGACACACCAGAGACUCUCUCACAACGUUACAACACCACAGAACAGUUUGAAGUGCAGUUGGUCUGACCAGGU